CGCGCGCGUCAGGACACCUGCUCCUCUGUUUGACAGUGUUGCGCUCGCGCUCAACUUUCGAUUUAGAACGUUGGUAACAAUUAUCGUUCUAAAGAAUUACGUUACACAUAUAAUUAAAUAACGAUUAUAAAAGUAUUUUAGAAGCGCUCCACUGCAGCACUAUAAAAGAAUUUCAGGGGUGAUUGUGGGCGGAGCAUUGAAACUGAGGGAAAUCACAUGGGGCAGGAGCAGAAGCAUGGUAAACAGAGUGAGGAGGAGGAUAAAGUUAAACUGGUGGCGUUUACGCAUCAUGGAGAGCGCCUUUGCGCACUGACCCGUUUUGGAGAAAUCACUUAAGUUGAUGUCAUCUGCGGACUUUUCUGGAUUUAAUGUGUUUGCUUUAACUGUGAAGACAUGGAGUGAGGCGGUUUGCGCACCGGUCAGGAAGGAUGCCCGAGAGAAGAUGUGCUCUAGCCGGAAGAUCAUCUGGAGUUUGUUGGUUCUGUCGACGCUGGAGAUAGGGCUCGGGGUGUCCAGCAUCGUCCUGGGCGCGGUGGGCAUCUGCCGGGCGAAAGCGGAGCACAAGACCCAGCAGGGCGACGCUUCUCCGUUUCUUAUCUGUGGACUGUGUGGCAUGCUGUGUGCACGGAAAAGGACGGGACUGAUUAUGAUCUUAUUUUCCUCCUGCUGUAUUUGUGGGUUAAUUGGUGGAAUCCUGAACUUCCAGUUUGUCCGUGCGCUGGUCAAGCGUCCAGACACCAUGCGCUCUCUUCAUUUGGCCGUCAUGUCUCUGGCGUGUCUGGGCAUCAGCAGCUGCACGCUGUCCACGUGGCUGACCUGCAGACUGGCCAGCAGCGAACAGCAGCGCAUGUUUCUGGAGAGAGAACAUUCACUACAUCACUCGCACGAAAUGGCAGAGAAGGAGGUUUUGGAUAACACCAGCAAUGCCAUCUCUCAAAUCUCCUACAACGGACGGAGCGCUUCUCCAUGACGGCUCGCCACCCACACACUCUUGACAGCACAGUUAUUCACUCUGAUUGGCUGAGUCAGGCUGACAGCUCUUCACUCUGAUUGGCUGAGUCGAGCUGACAGUAGAAGCAGAGACGGCAUCCACAGGAGACGCAGCGUCAGAUAACGGUAUUGAGCCGACAGACAGCCAAUCAGUGUCCAGUUACCUGAUGACCUCAGAAGAGGUCAGUGCUGAAGACCUUGACAACCAGCGUACGGAAAACAGAUAUCUGAGACCGAAAAAGCAUGCAAAUUAUCUUCUCUCUCUCUUUCUGUAUCUCUUUCUCUCUUCCUGUAUCUAGAUAAAGGGAAUGUUGAAUCUGAAAUUGUAAUCCUGAUAUUGUAUGGUACUGUAUACUGAAUGCUUUUAUCCUGACCGUAUUAAGUGCACACUGUAAAAUGCCUGUAAAGAUAUUUAUUAAUUUACAAUAUUUUUAUAUAGGGGCUUCAUAUGAAAAUGAAAUAAAGACGUCAAAUGUAA
Messenger RNA from Megalobrama amblycephala (Wuchang bream), 1468 nucleotides. RefSeq names its product transmembrane protein 196. Lineage: Eukaryota; Metazoa; Chordata; Actinopteri; Cypriniformes; Xenocyprididae. The transcript has 4 exons. The record is from RefSeq and is a predicted model, not a curated record. The coding region runs from base 341 to 970 and encodes 209 amino acids.